AUGCCCUUAGGCACGGCCAUACAUAACAUAGAAAUCACACUUGGAAAGGGUGCACAAUUUGCUAAAGCAGUGGGUGUUGUAGCGAAACUGAUUGCGAAAGAAGGAAAAUCGGGAACAUUUACAUUACCUUCUGGGGAGGUCCGUUUGACAUCCAAAAAUUUCUCAGCAACAGUCGAACAAGUGGGUAAUGUUGUGGUGAACCAGAAAAAUUUGAGUAGUGUCGGAUCUAAGUGUUGGCUAGGUAAGCGCCCUGUAGUAAGAGGAGUAGUUAUGAACCCUAUAGACCAUCCACACAGGGGUGGUGAAGGGAGGGCCCAAAUUGGUAGAAAACAACCCACAACCCCUUGGGGUUAUCCUAUACUUAGAAAAAGAAGUAAAAAAAGAAAUAAAUGUAGUGAUAAUUUGAUUCUUCGUCGCCGUAGUAAAUAG
This is a messenger RNA of Lactuca saligna, 429 nucleotides long. NCBI's taxonomy places the organism in Eukaryota, Viridiplantae, Streptophyta, Magnoliopsida, Asterales, Asteraceae. The record is from the annotation of a GenBank genome assembly.